Messenger RNA from Drosophila mauritiana, 1107 nucleotides. RefSeq lists its product as uncharacterized. The coding region runs from base 39 to 1088 and encodes 349 amino acids. The record is from RefSeq and is a predicted model, not a curated record. NCBI's taxonomy places the organism in Eukaryota, Metazoa, Arthropoda, Insecta, Diptera, Drosophilidae. The transcript is spliced from 2 exons.
CGAUCAGUUGAGAUCAUUGCAAAACUAUCGCAGCCAAGAUGAAAUCCUGGUACCUGGCACUCAGCCUGCUGCUCCUCGCCGCAUCCACAUUUCAGCCCACCGACGCCCGCGGCGGAAGGGGGCGUGGCGGCGGCUCAUUUGGCGGACUGUUCGGCGGUUGGCGCAAGUACAAGAAGCCGUCGUCGUCGGGCGGUGGGCGGCGGGUGGUGAGCGGUUCACCAGUUCACACGGCCAUGACGGUGCCGAAACCACCACCGCCGCCGCCGGCACCACCAAAGAUGCCCAUGAUGCCGCCCAAGCAGCAGAUCCCCAGCUAUCCGCGCCAGCAGAUGCCACCUGGCUAUGGCUUCGGAUCGUAUCCGGGCCAAGGCAGCGGAACGUACUAUGCCAAUGCCCAGGCCCUGCCAGCGGGAGCGGUGUACUAUGCCCAACCACCCGUCGGAAUGAAUCGAGGAAUCGGUACGGGAGAUUUCCUCACCGGAAUGCUGGCGGGCCACAUGAUGAACAACGUUCUGUUUGGCCACCGACACCAUACGUACCAUAGAAAUCCGGAGGAGGUCCAGUCGUCGCCCCAGGAAAAUGGUCGACAGAUCAUCAUCGUCAACAAUGGUCAGCAGGAGGGAGUUUUGCACAAUGAGACCACUAUUUCGGGAGAAUCCUCCGCAGUGGUCCCCCCGGAAAAUCCGCUCACGGAGGAGGAGGAUGUGGAGGGGCAGGGCGAAGGUGACGGAGGAAGUGAAGCUGUUUCCAGUGAGGAAUCCACGGAAUCGGAGGCAACUCCUCAGCCCUAUCCAGAUGGUGGCAUCAUUUGUUUUCCCAUCAUGCUAAACGAAACAGAUCCCGAAAACUCGGAGGUGAUGCGAGAAGUGGAACGGGUCGUUUGCUUUCCAGCUCCCCCCCACAAUCCGGAUAAUUUCCAACCCACCAUAACCACUGAGCCACCCAUCGUUGCCGGCGAUAUUGUUGGCGGUGCAGAUGAUGGUACAGAACUUGGUGGUGGUGAUGAGGUCAGCCAUGCAGGUACUCCCGUGGAUGUGGCCAACUUUGUAGCUGCAAGAGAUGAUGAAGUCGAAACGGAUUCUAUUUAACUACUAAAAACUAAGUGAA